UUUGAGCAUAGUAGGGCAAGCCUUAGAUACCUCCAAAAGACCAGAUAUGGUUGAUAAACUUGUCGACUCAGAGGCUAAUGCGCGGCGUGUAGCAAAUGUUGAGAACUGUUUUGGAGGGGAGGUACUAGCUGCACCAAACCGGGUUCUUGUGGGUGAAGGUGUUUUACAAAAACAAUGUAGGAAGCAACUUAAACCACGACAGUUUUUUCUCUUCAAUGACGUUAUUGUAUACGGAACAAUAAUCAUUCAUCGAAAAAAGUACAACAACAUGCACCUUCUACCUCUGGACGAAGUUAGGAUAGUAGCUCUGGAUGACAUCGGACCAGAACGACAGAAUGGGUGGCAGAUAAUAUCUCCUCGCAAGUCCUUCAACGUGUACGCGGCAAACUCUAGCGAGAAAAGCGAGUGGAUACAGCACUUGAAUACGUGUAUUGAGGGUUGUCAGCGGAAAAGUGCGAAGAAGAUCACCACAGAGUUAGCUCCAGCCUGGAUACCAGACGACGCAGCUACACACUGUAUGAUCUGUGCUAAAGUAAAGUUUUCUCCUAUUGCCAGAAAGCACCACUGUAGGAGAUGUGGGAAAAUAGUUUGCAAUAACUGUUCCACCAAACGACUUUUGUUGGCAUCCCAAAGUUCGGAACCUGUGCGGGUUUGUGACCCCUGUUUUGCGGAGGCCAGCGCUAAAAGGAUCAGUGUUGGUGAUGUAAAACCGGACUCCAGUGGCGAUGAAGAAGACAGUGGCGAUGAUAGUAACGCAAACAGACAGGAACAGGAGCCAGCCCAAUUUUUCUCCUGAUGUCCGAGAAGAAGACAAGAUAAGGAUAUCAAACAGUUGUUGUGAAGCAGCUCCCUAAAAAAUGUGACAUAUGGUGAACUGGUGUGGAUGUGCAU
Messenger RNA from Bolinopsis microptera, 891 nucleotides. Its product is annotated as pleckstrin homology domain-containing family F member 2-like. Gene Ontology annotation, molecular function: metal ion binding; phosphatidylinositol binding. Gene Ontology annotation, cellular component: early endosome. Bases 47 to 796 code for a protein of 249 amino acids. Gene Ontology annotation, biological process: endosome to lysosome transport; endosome organization. NCBI's taxonomy places the organism in Eukaryota, Metazoa, Ctenophora, Tentaculata, Lobata, Bolinopsidae. The record is from RefSeq and is a predicted model, not a curated record. The transcript is spliced from 10 exons.